Oryctolagus cuniculus (rabbit) is the source of this 11029-nucleotide messenger RNA. The record is from RefSeq and is a predicted model, not a curated record. Lineage: Eukaryota; Metazoa; Chordata; Mammalia; Lagomorpha; Leporidae.
GUCACAGCAGAGGGCUGGCCUGGAAGAGGGGCAACCGGGACAGAAUCCGGCGCCCCGACUGGGACUAGAACCCGGUGUGCCGGCGCCGCUAGGCGGAGGAUUAGCCUAGUGAGCUGCGGCGCCAGCCUUAUUUUUGUGAUUUUGAUAAUAGCAAAUAUACCUGAAGUCAGAGAGCACACGUAUCCUCGAUUUGCUUUUCCAUGAAGGCUAAUGAUAUGGAGCACUUUUCAUGAAAUUUCUAGCAUUCACAAUUUUUUCUUUUUUUUUUUUUUAGGUUUUUAAAACAACAUUUAUUUUAAAAAUGUUAGUGAAGGAAUUGUAGGAAACUAAAAAACACAAGAAGCUAGGAAAAACUUAAAAGAAAUUUAGUUCAACAUUCCCUUCUAGGUCUUGUGUGUGCACACACAACAUCUACUUCAUUGUGACUUAGAUUAUACACAAUGUUUGCAUUGUGGUUUUCACACUUCAUGAAAAUUUGAUUCAGAAUCCCAAAGCUGUAUGAGUAUUUUGAUAGCCAAGAAUGCACAACAUCGACUCAAUCUGUUAGGAAAAAAGGUACCUCUGACCUUCAGGAAGACAACAUUUUUGUAAAAGGCAAAAAUGGCAGCAGGUCUCUAAACAAACAUCUGCUGAGUUAUAAUUAAGACACUGCUUUCCCCUAGUGCCAGGUUUAAAGGGACACACACAGCAGUGGUGCAUUCUAAUUAUUGUGUUUCUGGGAAAAUUCAUGACCAGUUUGAUAACAUGGAGAUAUCAGCAAGAAGGGAUAUUUCCAUUGCAUCACUUUACGUACUCCUAUAGCACAGUCAAAAGCACACACAUCGAAGCUGUCUACAAAGCACAGAUAUGAACACACUCGCAUGCCUCUCGUUAUACACUUCUUUAUGCCUCUGUGCUGCCAACCUGCUGAGUGGUUCUGACACACACUGCUCAGAGGUGACUUAACAAUUCCAGGUUCAAGCUGGCCACUUCCGCCUGUGGGUAGUCCGUGUGUUUGCAAUUUGUGCCAGGCUUGCAGAUGCAGCGCAGCUCUUGAGGCCAUAGCACCGAGAGCAGACGGACACAAAAAGCUCCCACCAUACCCCAUAGCUCCUCCUCAGUGGCAGGGGACGGGGAGAUGGUUCUAGUCCAUUAGCUUCCCCAGCCCCAGACCUUCCUUAGCCCAGAGACCUGGGCCUCCAGUUCUAGCCUUCCCGCUCUGUUCCCGAGCAUCUGUAGAGCGUCUCCACACUGUUUCCUGUUUCCAUGGGAGACCGUGGGGAGGAAGAAAAGCCACCCAGAGAAGGAACUCCGGGGUGGCUCACACACCUGAAGUGUGGGGGAGGAGGCCGGAAGUGAAGGGGCGGGGAUUGGUGAGGAGGCAGGGCUCACUCACCGGAAGUGUGGGGGAGGAGGCCGGAAGCGAAGUGUUGGGGAUUGGUGAGGAGUCCAGAAGACAGAUGGUGAAGGCGGAUUUUCACUCAGGGCUACCUGGGGGACUUUGGUGGAGGCACUCGGCUGUUUCAUCUGGCUGAGACUCGGUCGUCAUCAGCGAGCUGAGAACUCUGCAUGAAGGUGUGAGUUUUCAGGAGGACAGUUUGCGGGCUGUGCUUGGGACGAGGGGUGGAGAGGCAGGGCUGGAGGUGGGCCUGGCCGCCAGGGCUUCUGCCCCUCUGCCCUCUGCCACCUCAGGACUAACCUGGCUGACGGGGCGGGAAGAUGGAUACCACUGCGAAGAUUCCUAACCCUGUGAAGACCCUGCAGGAGGAGGCAGUGUGCGCCAUCUGCCUCGAUUACUUCACAGACCCUGUGUCCAUCCGCUGUGGGCACAACUUCUGCCGAGUGUGUAUAACUCAGUUGUGGUUCAGGCAGGAUGAGGACGGAGAGGAGUUAGAAUGGGAAGAGGAGGAGGGGGAGGAGGGGGAGGAGGGGGAGGAGGGGGAGGAGGAGGAAGAGGAAGACAUUGAGGAGACUGUGGGGGCCAGUGUUGGAUUGGAAACGCCCAUUGUGGAUGAUGACUUGCAGCGUGCCAUGGAGGAGGAGUUUGAGGGGCCCAUUGGAAACAGGGAGUCCAACUGGGAUUCCGUGUGGGGGGAGGAGGAGGAGGAAGAGGAAGAUCAGGACGUAGUGGACAUGCAGGAGGAGCACCUCAGUUGGGAGGAUGAGGAGGAAGUUCUGGCAGAGGGUGAGGAAGAGGAGCUGGACCCCGCCGCCCCACUGUCUCCUCCUCCAGAGCUUCGGAGGUGCUUCACUUGCCCCCAGUGCCGAAAGAGUUUCCAUCGGUGGAGCUUCCGCCCCAACCUGCAGCUGGCCAACAUGGUGCAGGUGAUUCGGCAGAUGCACCCAAACCCUGCCCAAGGGAGCCAUGUAAAUGAGCAGGCCAUGUGUCCCAAACACCAAGAAGCCCUGACGCUCUUCUGCAAGGUAGACGAAGAGGCCAUCUGUGUGGUUUGCCGUGAAUCUCGGAGGCACAAACAGCACAGUGUGGUGCCGGUGGAGGAGGUGGUGCAGGGGUACAAGGCCAAGUUGCAGGGGCAUCUGGAACCCCUAAGGAAGCACCUGGGGGAGCUACAGGACAUGAAAGCCGAGGAGGAGAGGCGGUUGGCAGAGCUAAACAGCCAGAUGGAUUUAGAGCUGGCAGGUGCAGCCUCCGAGUUUGGGCAGCUGACCGAGUUUUUGGAGGAAGAGCAGGCACAUCUGCAGUGGCUCAUCCAAGAGAUGUACAAAGCAAAGAUGGGAAGAGCUAGAGCCAAUGUCAACCACUUCUCAGAGCAGUUUACCAAACUGAGUGGCCUGCUGGCUGAGGUCCAGGAGCGGAGCCAGCAGGGAGGCCUACUGCUUCUCCAGGAGACUCUCAAAAAGUGUCAAGAGGUAUUGCAGCAGCCCCCAAAGAUCUUUCCCCCUGAAAUAUCCCAACCCCUUGGUGAUGACUUCAGGACAGACGCCAUCGUGAGGAAAAUGAGCCGAGUGUUCUGUAAGGAUACAAGAGUGAACCUGAAGCCAGAUCCUGAUGCAGCUCCUCUGGCUCCGAAUCUGUCCACCGAUUCUGUGAUCCACCUGGUGGAGAGGCGGCAGGAGGUUUUUGACCAUCCCUACACGUUCUCAGCCCUCAGCUGACUGUUGAGGCCAGGGGGCCAGAACAUAUGCUCUGAAUGGCAGUAUUGGUAGGUAAAUGUGGGUAGUGGAGUGUUUAUAUGGUCGGCACUGCUUAUGAAUAGACACAUCCUAAGGAAAAGAUGGACUUGGAGAGGAACUUUGUGGACACUGUGGAUGCGUACUUCUCAUGUCAUCAUCCAAGCUAACGGCUUCAGUUGCCCAAGCAGCACAUGCUACAGCAGCUAGUGGUGUGUGAGGAUACCGCUGAGAACCAUUAUGGAGCACAGAGUUCAAGAGAGCAGACACUGCUGAGACCAGGUGAGAAACCACAGCACGUUGGAGUGUAUCUGAACUGAGAGCCUGAGUGUGUGGGCUUCUACGACAUGGAGACUCUAGCUCAUCCGCACUCCUCAUCUGACCUCCUAGCAAGGGUGUCUUCCAUUCUUCCACAUGCUUUGCAAAGUCACCUGCUCCAAGCUCUGCCCCUGAUCAGUCACUCAUCUGCCGGUGCCGCUGAUGUCCUCUGCAUGGUCGUGAUGGAGGAUGUUUCAUAACUUUAUAUUAUCAAGGCUCCUCCCACCAUGUUACUGUCUUCCUUCUGACUCCUUCUUGAACCCAGGCCCCUGCUUCAGUCUUAGGAGCUGCAAGUAGAAUUCUGGCCUCCAUUUCAGCCUUCUCACCUACUGUGUCUGUCCACCAUGGGAUCCCUGAUAAUGACAUCAGCUGUCUGUUUUUCCCAGUCUUUCUAGCCCAGUCCAGGCCUGGGGUCUGAGUUUGAGUAGGAGAUGAGAGCAGACUGUAAUUUCUUACCUUAACAUCAUUUUUCCCCAACCCCUGUUCAACUUCAUGUCAAUCCUGAGGCUCCCGGGUUUCCGCUACCAUUGCAGCAUCACGAUUCCAACUCCAGUUUUUGGUGCAAAACUUUACUAAAUGAUUUGGAAUCUGUUUUGAGGGAGCAAGCUGGGUGAAAGGAUAGAGCUGGGUAAAAAUCAUUCAUGCUUUCCUCUGGAAACUUUACUGAUUCUAUACUUUCCUUAAAUCCCCAAUUUCUUCCUGCAUAGACCAAACAGAGCUUAGCUUCAGUAGCACAUCUGGCAUAACCCAGCAAUUUAUCUUCUCCCCCUUCCUUUGCCCAGCACUGUAAUUUGGGAAGAAAGGUCAUCCCAUCCUACCCCUCCAGGUCUCACUACGAGACUCUUCUCUUCUGUUCAUCAGACUCUUCUCUUCUGUUCAUCGUAAUUGCUUUUGUUACUUUCCAGCCUCUCUCUGCCUUUUAGUUCCUUCCAUUUGUUCAGCCCUGCCCCUUAGAAAUGCAUGUAACAUGUAGGUAUUGAGUUGGCUGAAAUUUUGUAACACCACACUGGCAAUACACCUUUUGCAGUUACAUCUGUCCCACCUCUUUUAAUCCAGUGAACAACUACUGCUUGCCAAAGUUGCUUAAAAUUUUCACACAAUGUUUCCUAUCACUUUGUGUACAUUAUUCACAAAAUAUUGAACUAUCCUAAUCUUCUUUAAUACACACUAAGCGUUGGGUGCCUUCAUUGUUGUGCAUUGAGUUUAGCUGCCUUUUACAGGGCCAGCAUCCCAUAUGAACACAAGUUCGAGUAUUGGAUGCUCUCCUUCUGAACCAGCUUCCUAAUAAAAUGGUUUAAGAUCAAAUGGACAUAUUUAGAAGAUAUCUUAGGCUAUAACCAUUUUUACCUGUGCUCCUGGGAAAGCACAGAAACUGUCCCAAGUCUUUGGGCCUCUGCACUCAUGUAGGAGAUCGAGAUGAGUACCAGGCUCCUGGCUUUGUCCUGGCCCAGCCGUGGCUGUUGUGACCAUCUGAGGAGUGAAAGAACAGAUAGAAGAUCUCUCUGUGUCUCUCCUUUUGUCUUUGUACCUCUGUCUUAUAAAUAAAUGAAUAAAUCUUAAAAUACACCAGACACUUGUAUAUAUCUAGGAAGACUAGACAUAUACAGUUGGUCUUUAAAAAGGUCAUGGAAACUGGAUUUGAAAGAUAAGUUAUUUUGGUGCAAAAAGCCUGAAACCCAUGUAGUUUUCCUUAGCAUACAUAUUGCAUAAAAAUUAUAUGGGUUUCAAACUUUUUCUAUCAAAGCAGACUUACCUUUUAGUUCCACUUUCCACGAACUUUUUGAAGUACCUCAUAUAAGAAGUUGUCCUCUGAGUACACAAUAUUGUGUAAUAAAAUUUGCCCAUGUAACAAUGGUUAUAUCCUGAAGUAUCUUUUAAAUAUGACCAUUUGAUUUUGAACUAUUCACUCUACUUCCUGACCUUGUAAAUGUUAAAUGUACACUGUUGAUUCUGGAGACAUGUAAACACUAAUCAGAUCCAAAUAUGGAAAAUUUCUCUCUUUCGAAAUACUUUUCUUGGCACUUGUACAGUUCAUCCCCUUUCCUCAUUCCAAAUCCCUAGGAAUCACUAAUACACUUUCUGUUUAUAAAUUUGUAUUCCCCAAAUAACUUACAUUAGACAGUAAAGUGUUUGGUUCUUUAUGUUUGGUUUCUUUCACUUAGCAUAUCAGUUUUGUGAGCUGUACAAGCAUUGGUAAUUUGUUGCUUUUCAUUAUUGAGUUGUGUUGCUUUACAUGAAUAUACUUUAGUUUGUUUAUCCUUUAGCAGCUGUUAAACGAUUUGGUUAUGUUCAACUUUGUCUGUUACAAAGGAAGUGCCUGUGAACAUUUCAGUAGAAGCUUUCAUUGAUGCAUAAGUUCUUAUUUCUCUUGAAAGUCUCUAGAAUUCUAUAGGAGUAAGACUACUGAGUCAUAUUGUAAAUGUUUCUUUCUUGGAAAAGGUGUGUAACUUUUAAUGAAAAGUCAGUAUACAAUGUUGCAAUCUCAGAACCAAGAUGUGAAGGUUCCAGACCCAAUCUGCAAAUAUUUUGUUCCAGUAAAUGUACUUUCUUUUCAUCUGCCUACUAUCUUUUAAAGAGGAACGCUUUUUGAUUUAGUAAACUUAAUUUGUGAAUUUUCCAAUUCAUAGUUUCUGAUUUUUGAAUCCUAAGAAAUGUUUAUGUAAACCAGUGCAGUAGAUUCUCUGACAUUUCUUUACAGAAGUUUUACUACAUGGGAAUCUUACAUUUAUGUGUAUGAUGCAUUCGGUUUUCAUUUCUAUAGGGUGUGAAAUACAAUAUCGGAGGUUCAUUUGUUUGCAUGCUGACGUCUUACAAUUUAAACACUCAUCCUUCAAUAAAAUACCUUUUCCUACUGAAUUAUCUUGAUUUCUUACUAUAAAAAUCAACAUAAAUAUGUUCGUCUCAAUUUGAACUCUGAUUUCUUUACCUGUGCUCAUAACGCAAUGACUUGACUACCAUAGCUUUAAACAACCUUGAAAAAUCUUAUGUGCUUUUUAUAUUUUAUGCAUUUUUGGAUAUUAUACUCUCUCUGUUUUUAUAUAAGAAAUUUUAACAGAAACAUCAAUUUUUUUUAAACAGAAAGAUGCAAGGAUUUUCAUUGGGAUUACACUGAAUCUGUAGACACUUUGGUUGAAACUGGGACAUAUUCACAAUGUAUUUUUAAAUAAUUAUUUAUUUACAUUGAAGGAGUUACAAGAGAGAGGGAGAAACAGAGAGAAACAGAGAUGUUCCAUCUGCUAGUUCUCUCCCUGGUUGGCACAAGUGCCAGUGCUGGGCCAGGCCGAAGCCUGAAGCUUCAUCUAUGUCUUCCACAUGGAUGAUAGGGGCCUAAGCACUUGGGACAUACUCUGGUGCAUUUCCCAUUUGAUUAGCAGGGAGCAGUAUUGGAAGUGGAGCAGCUGGGGCAUGAGAUGGUGUACAUACAGGAUGCCAGUAUGGCAGGUGGUGGGUUUAUCCACCACACUACAAAGUCACCCCCCAUGUUCACAAUUUUGAAUCUUAAAAUCCACUAAUGUGGUAUAUCACUCAUCUGUUAUUGCCUGUUCUAAUUUUUUUCUGUAAUGGUUUUUGGCUUUUUUUGUACAGGUUUGCAGGAACUUUGUUAAUUAUUUAUCACUAAUGUGACAUGGCUUUUUGGUGCUAUAGUAAGGGAUACUCUUUUCACCUUCAAUUUUCAGUUGAUUGUUGCUGGUAUAUAAAAACAGCAUAGACAUCUUGUAUUGUACUUUGCUAUACUUCCAUUUAUGUUAAUGGAAUUAGGUAUAUCUCAUUUGGCUACAAUGCUUUAAAUUUUUUGUGUAUACUUAUUGUCGAAGUGCUAUUUCACUACAGAUUUGGUGUCAAAAUAGUUUACAUUUACAGCUACUAUCUUGUUUUAUUUUGUUUCUUAUCACAUCCAGUUUUAUUCAUUUUUCCUAUUUCCUCUUACACUAUUUUAAUCUGCAUGGCUUAUUUUCAUAUCUUUGUUUUUAGCAGUUGCUAUAAGAAUGAGAAUAUAAUUAACUCACACAUAGACACAAAUAACACUACACCACAUGUUCUGAGUAACAACUUUGUUUCCUUUCCUUCCUUGCAUUUUUAAAAAUUGCAUAUAAGGAAAGGAUUUUUAUUUAUCCACAAUUUUAGCAUUUGCAGGACAAUUCAAUUAUAUUCAUGGAUCCAAAUUUCCUUCGUUAAUCUAGUAAUCUGUUGAAUUGCAGUGGUAAACUUCUAUGUUUAAAACGACUUUGUAAUCCUGGCACUGGAGGGUACUGGUUUUGGUCAUGACAGUCUGAUCACUUCUGAAUAAACUUUCUUAACAAUUUGUUUAGGAUUUUAAUAAAUACCCUCACGAGUGACAUUAGCUUCAACACUUAGUUCAUAAAUUAUCUUUGAUGGACUUGGGAUCAAGGUCACACUAGGUAAAUAAAAUGAAUUGGAAUAUAAAAACUGUUCCUUGGGCCUGAAAUCUUUGAAAGGUGUGAGUAAUGUGGGACCUGGCUUUUCCACAUUCAGCUGCUUCUGGAUCACAUCUCUAUUUCACUAUCAGGCCUUAGCUAAAAGAUAAACACAGAAGGAGCAAGUCUGGGUUCAUGUGCCUUCAAAAAGUUGCGAGUCCCAUCUUUGCUACUAGAUGACUCUAAUGAUCCUGUCAUCCUGAAAACUAUGCAUUUCUAUUUCUAUGCUGAUACUAUCCUUAUGUACACAGAAGUUUAAAAGUCACCACACUGUUCAUUUGCCUUGGUAAUGUUGAUCUGUGCUGUGGGUGAUCCUGUGAGACUGCCUGCCUAGCCCAUGCAGUUAGCCUGACUGCUGGCAGGUGAUACAUUUCGCUCCCCCCUGCCUUGUGUGGAUCAGGUAAAUUGCUCCCUGGUGUGGCCCAGGCCCACCUGGAAAGCUACUCUAGCUACAUAACCUUUAAGCUGAUUGGAGGGGCAUAUUGGCGCCAGUGUCGGUUCUGUCCUAUGGGUGUUGCCCUGAAUUAGUUAGGCCCUUCUUCCUGCCCUUUAAAGGUGUCUGUGGUUGGCUGGUGCCACGGCUCACUAGGCUAAUCCUCCGCCUUGUGGCGCCGGCAUACCGGGUUCUAGUCCUGGUUGGGACUAGGAUUCAGGCUUUGUUGUUGAAGCCUUUGGUACUUUUUCAGAGCAAAUACUUCUGAAAGUUUAGAAUACAAAACUGAUGAUGUGUGUAUUGACUUUACUAACAAUCUGCUAUAUUCAGAAAAUUAUGGAUAUUGUUAUAUUCAUUGUUUUUUAAAGAUUUUAUUUAUUUGAGAGGUAGAGUUACAGACAGUGAGAGGGAGAGCCAGAGAGAAAGGUCUUCUGUCUGCUGGUUGAGUCCCAAAUGAGCGCAAUGGCCGGAGCUGCGCCGGUAUGAAGCCAGAAGCUAGGAGCUUCUUCUGGGUCUCCCACAUGUAUGCAGGGGCCCAAGUACUUGGGCCAUCUUCUACUGCUUUCCAAGGCUACAGCAGAGAGCUGGAUCGGAAGAAGAGCAGCCGGGACUAGAAUUGGCGCACAUAUGGGAUGCGAGCGCUGCAGGUGGAGGAUUAACCUACUGCGCCACAGCGCUGGCCCCUAUAUUCAUUAUUUAACAGAAAAGCCUUUGUUCCUCUCUUGAAGGAUGAGUUUACCAAAAUGAGACACACAGAUCUCUCAAGUUAAAUAAUUGAUACAAAAUAAGCAUUAACAUACCUCUUUUAUACUUAUCUUACCGUGCCACAGAAAAUUAUUAACUAUAAUGCUAAAGCCAUUUCAGACGGUUGAUGAGGACCCAGAGAAAAUGACUGAUGUCACAAGCUCCAUAGAUAAAUUCCUCAACAUCUGUAAAAGUUCUGCUCUUUAUUGAAAAGAUAGUUAGAGGUGCCGGUGCUGUAGCUUAGUAGUUCAAGCCUCCGCCUGUUGUGCCGGUAUACUUUAUGGGCACCGUUUAUUGUCCUGAGUGCUCUUCUAAUGCAGCUCUAUGCUAAUGACCUGGGAAGGCAGUAAGAGAUAGCCCAAAUGCUUGGGUCCUUGAUACGCGUGGGAGAGCCUGAAGAAGCUCCUGGCUCCUGUCUUCCGAUUGGCCUAACUCUGGCCAUUAUGGCCAUUUGGGGAGUGAACCAGCAGAUGGAAUAUUCUCUCUGUAUUUCUCUCUCCAUCUCUAUUUCUGUGUAAUUCUGCCCCUCAAAUAAAUAAAUAAGUCUUCAAAAGUAAAGUUAGUUAGAGGCAGGGAGGGAGAAACAACCAAUACCUUCUUCUCUACAUAGAUCAUCACCCUAUCAUCAAAUGUCAUUCAGAAGGCCGUCCAGAUGCUUGCUUUUCACUGUAUAGCCCCGUUACUAUAUAACCCAGAAGAACUACAACUCUGAGCCCCAGUUCUUCUUCACAUCUGAUAUGACAGUUUUGCAACAAAGGAUCUUGCUCAGAAUCCACCCUGCUUACCAAAUGGCAGGAGGUUACAAACAGCAUGUGUUUUCCCCUCUCACAGAAGCUUAAAUUUAUUUCCUGGUGAAAAGGGACUGAAAAUCUAGGGAGUAAAGAUAAAGUGAGAUUGAAUGUAGUGUAUCCCAUUUUCCCAUGAAAUAUGUGAGGCAUCCCUAAAUCACAGAUCUGAUGGAAGAAUGAGGGCUGAGCUAAGGAAAGGAAUUAGGAUACCUUGCUGAGGCAAAACAUAUUGGGUCCUACUUAUCCCAUCUCUUUAUAAGCUGUGGAAUGAAAUAGUCAAGAGUUUCCAUCCUGGCUUUGACCAAACACACUGGUUUGUAAUGGUGGGGAAGUUAUUUACAUCUGUUCAAUUUGUUUCCCAAAUUAUGGUACAGACAUUUAAGUGUAUACACUAAAUGAUUGUUAGGAGGAAAAAACAGGGUGACAUAUAUGAAAGAUGUUAUAAUUUAGAUAAAUUUGGUUUAUUAUAUUUAAUUUUUAGCAAAUUGUCAAAUGUUUUAUUUGGUCAUAUAUUCAUUUGCCUUUUAAAUUACUUCUCUACCAGUGAUACUACUUUUGAAUCUUUAAUAGGGAUAUUAGGUUAACUGUACAUUAUAUAGUGUGGUAAAAAUUGUGUUACAUGAUGUACUUUAUCAUGCCAGGGAAAAUCCAUCAAUAGUCAGGUCAUACAACACCACAGUCUGUUGACUGUACAAGCCAUCCCUAAGUAGCACUGCAGUGGUCAUCAGAGACAUGGAGAUUACCUGUGAGGUUGUUAGUUUAUGUUGUCACAAUUCAGUCGAUUCAACGAGUAGGAAAGCAAUGAGCCAAUGUGUAUUAAAAUAGUUUAAUUGCACAGAACAAAAGCAAUUCUGUCAGUUCUGUGUCCUAAUCCCAAAGUUUGACACUGAAUCAGAGGUACUCAAUGACAAACAGCACAGUGAGUGGGUUUCUACCAGUGAGAACCCUUGGCUGUACCCUAAGGCAUCGAGUGGUCUUAGCCCCACAGCUGUACCCUAAGGGGAGGCAACAAGUAAAAUCCUGAGCACAACUGAGACUAGGAAGAAGCCUAAGUGAAGGCUUUGUGUCAGUCUCCAGAAAGUCAGAGAGACAGGUUUGAAAAUGUCUUUUGAAAUCUCCUGCUUAUCUUUCUUGGUUCCCGAGAGAUCACAAGGUGUUCAGCCAUGACUCAGGACAGACUGCAGUCUCGCUUGGCCUAC